Molecule: messenger RNA, 1761 nt
Organism: Hansenula ciferrii
Lineage: Eukaryota; Fungi; Ascomycota; Saccharomycetes; Phaffomycetales; Wickerhamomycetaceae
Product: GABA-specific permease
Exons: 1
Coding region: 1-1761 (586 amino acids)
Biological process (GO): transmembrane transport
Cellular component (GO): membrane
Molecular function (GO): transmembrane transporter activity
Source: RefSeq, a predicted model, not a curated record
AUGUCUACACCAUUAAAAUCAAUCAAAUCAAAUGAAUUAUAUACAAAUUUUUCAAAUGGUUUGAAAUCAUUCAAAGAUUUAGCAUUAAAUAAUGAACAUGAAGGUUUAACAAGUCAAAAAUCCAAAAUUAGAUCAAUUAAAUCUCAUCAAGAAAUUAAUCCAUUAAUUAAACAAACAGAUGAUGAAUUAUUAGCACAAAUUGGUUAUAAACCAGAAUUAAAACGUCAAUUUUCCACAAUUCAAGUGUUUGGUGUUGCAUUCUCCAUUAUGGGAUUAUUACCUUCUAUAGCAUCAGUUAUUGGACAAUCAUUUACUACAGGUUCAUCAAGUGCAAUUUGGGGUUGGUUUAUAUCUGGUGGAUUAAUUUUAUUAAUUGGUAUUUGUAUGUCAGAAUUAGCAAGUUCAAUACCAACAUCUGGUGGACUUUAUUAUUGGACUUAUCAUUAUGCUCCAGAGAAUUGGAAAAUCCCUCUAAGUUUCCUUGUGGGUAAUUCAAAUACUGUGGCAUUAACUGGUGCUUUAUGUUCAAUUGAUUAUGGAUUUGCUAAAGAAGUUUUAUCAAUUGUUUAUAUUUCCAAAGAUGGUGAUUUUGAAAUAACAGAUGCAAUGACUUAUGGAGUUUAUUGUGCAUGUAUCUUAAGUCAUAUUUUGGUAACUUGUUUAGCUUCGAAAAACAUUGCAUCAUUACAAAGUUUUUCCAUAGUUUCAAAUGUGUUAUUAAUUAUUUUUUUCAUAAUUGUUAUAUUAGUUGGUACUGGUACUUCAUCAUCACAUCAUUUUAAUAAUGCAUCAUUUAUAUUUGGUAAUCUUGAAACUUCAUUAAGUGAUUGGUCUUCAGGUUGGUCAUGGAUUAUGAAUGGUAUGUUACCAUGUAUUUGGACAAUUGGAGCAUUUGAUUCAUGUGUUCAUAUGUCAGAAGAAGCGAAAAACAGUUCAAGAUCAGUUCCAAGAGGUAUAUUGGGGUCAAUAACUGCAUGUUGGUUAUUAGGUUGGAUAAUUUUAAUUGUUUGUGGAGCUGUUAUAAAUCCAGAUUUAAGUUCAGUUAUUGAUUCAGAAUCUGGUCAACCAAUGGCUGAAAUUAUUUAUCAUUCAUUAGGUAAAAAAUGGUCAAUUUCAUUCAUGUCACUUAUUGCAAGUUGUCAAUGGCUUAUGGGUGCUUCAACAAUAACUGCUACAUCAAGACAAAUUUGGGCAUUUGCUAGAGAUAAUGGAUUAAUUUUUUCACAAUUUGUUAAAGUUGUUAAUAAAAAAUUAUCUGUACCUAUUAGAGCUAUUUGGUUUAAUGGUGUAUUAGCUAUAAUUAUGGGGACGUUAUGUCUUAUUGGACCAACUGCAGCAAAUGCAUUAUUUACAUUAUAUAUCUGUGGUAAUUAUUUUGCAUGGGAAAUACCAAUCAUGUUGAGAAUAUAUAGAUCAUUUGGUCCUGUUGAUUCAAUUUAUAAAUUUAAACCAGGUUUAUUUUAUAUGGGUCCCCGUUUAAGUCCAAUUAUAAAUUGGAUUACAAUUUUUUUCACAAAUUUUGUUAUUAUAAUGGCAAUGUUUCCAACUUCACCUCAUGUUGAUAAAGAAAAUAUGAAUUAUACUGUUGUUAUAACAAUGAGUACAUGGAUUUUAUCAAUGAUUUAUUAUUAUAGUUAUGCUAAAAAGACAUAUUUUGGCCCUAGAAAUACAUUGGAUGAACAAGAACAAGAUAGUGAUGAUUAUAUUGAAGGGAAUGAAAUGUUGAAUAUUGAUGAUAUUAUCGAGGAUAAGAAAGAGUGA